ACGGCGAUCUAGGCAUCUAGUGGAAUACGGCUUUCAUCAACUCGUGCGGACAACAUUGCCCCGUAAGAAAAUGAAACAAUGAAUGAGAAAUUCUUCCUGUGCUACUGAUCUCUCAUUUAAGUCACCUUUCUUCAGUUCGUUCCCCACGUUCGCCGGAGUACCGCCACCACCGCCUCUUCCUCUGCCGCCGAUCCGUGGUCGGACUUUGCACUGGCUGUACUAAGUAUAUGCUUUUGAUAAUACACGGACACAGAGAAGAGAGACAAGAAACAUAUAACUUCUUUGAUACCCAAGGGAGAGAAAAAUAAGAUUUUUUUUUUUUUUUKGGGGGGGGGUUCAACGCAGAAAGACCUUUAAAUUAGUCUAUUUAGUUUUUGAGAGGAUGAAGGAAGUAGAAGUAAACCGAUGCCAAAUUCAGGAAUGGUACCCAAAGUUCAGAUCUGUCUCCAUUAGAACCUUGAUCCACCGGCUUCCAGAAGACUUUGUCCAAUACCUUCUUGAGGAUUCUGGACCUUUCCUCCUUCCACAAACUAUCUCUGGUGAAGAUGCCUUGCCCCAGAGAAUCCAUAAUCCUGAAGAGGAGGAUGAUUUUGAAGUAUCAGAAGGAUCUGGAGAUGAAUCAGAAAAACCACCACCUGCACCUUCUUUCCCAGAAUUUGAGUUGAAAGUUAAAGAAUCAAUCAGUGCUCUUGGUGGAGUUGUCUUCCCUAAGCUGAACUGGAGUGCACCAAAGGACUCUGCUUGGAUUACCACAACUGGGACCCUCCAAUGCACCUCAUUCAGUGAGAUUGCUCUGGUUUUACGAUCCUCUGAUUCUUUGGUCCAUGAUCUUUGCCAUGCUUUUGAUUCAUGCACUGAUAAGACCUGCUCGAGACCUUCAACUUUCUUUCUUGCUCUUCGAAAGUGGUACCCAUCCCUCCGUCCAGAGAUGGAAUUCCGUUGCUUUGUUUGUGAUCAGCUCCUUGUUGCAAUCUCUCAACGUGAGGUCACCAAUUUCUACCCUGUUCUUCAAGAGAAGAAACAUGAUCUUGAAGUGUUAAUCUCUGAAUUCUUUAUGGAGAAUGUGAGGAUGAAAUUUGAAUCAGAGAAUUACACGUUUGAUGUUUAUGUAACAAAGGAUGGGCGUGUUAAGCUUAUUGAUUUCAAUCCUUGGGGGGCAUUUACAUUGCCGCUUCUGUUCACUUGGGAGGAACUGGAGCAAAGCUCCAGUGAGAAGGGGGAUCGUGUUGAGUUUAGGAUUGUAGAGAGCAGAUGUGCAGUUCGUCCAGGAUUGAAGACAGCAGUCCCUUAUGAUUACUUGGAUACCAGCCCAGGCAGUGGGUGGGAUCAGUUCCUGAGGAAUGCAGAUGCAGAAUUGCAGAGGCAAGCUAGAUCUCCUGAUGCAUGUGCUUAAAGGAUUCCUUUUCUACUUCAAUGACAAUUUUGUUUGCAAUUCAGUUAUCUUCUGAGUUCCCUAUGUUUUUUAACAAGUUCAGAAGCAACAUGGUUUAUUAUUUACUUGUGGAAGAGAAUUAAUUGCUUGUCUUGUAA
Molecule: messenger RNA, 1530 nt
Organism: Nelumbo nucifera (sacred lotus)
Lineage: Eukaryota; Viridiplantae; Streptophyta; Magnoliopsida; Proteales; Nelumbonaceae
Gene: EDA35
Product: temperature sensing protein-like protein
Cellular component (GO): cytoplasm
Source: RefSeq, a predicted model, not a curated record